UUGUUGUUCUCUCUUUAAAUCCCAGAUGCCCCCCUCUAAUGGACAUUACCUUGCAUAUGUUAAAUGGGUACCUACUGGCCUCCAAAGCCUAUCUGAAUGCUCACCUGAAGGAAACUGCAGACCAUGACAGCAAGCAAUCCCAGACCAUUUCCAACCUGGGUCUGAGCGGGCAAAGCGAGGCUCCAGAGGUGACUCGAGAGGAACUCAAGAACGCCUUGCUGGCUGCCCAGGACAGUGCAGCUGUACAGAUCUUGUUAGAAAUAUGUUUACCCACUGAAGAGGAGAAAGGCCAGGAUAUCACCACUGAGUCUCUGCUUCAGAGCAUUCAGCACCCUGCUUUGAAACAGGAGGACCCAGAUAGCUGCCAUGUGGGAGGAUCGGCGGAGAAGGAGGGCAGCUUGCUCAGCAACCUCCGAGAAGUCCAGUGUCUCAUCUGCUGUCUGCUGCACCAGAUGUUCAUCGAUGACCCUAACAUCGCUAAGCUUGUUCACUUCCAGGGAUACCCUCCAGAUCUUCUGCCCUUGACUGUGGCUGGCAUCCCGUCUAUGCACAUCUGCCUGGAUUUCAUUCCUGAACUCUUGGCACAACCGCAACUUGAGAA
This is a messenger RNA of Polyodon spathula (Mississippi paddlefish), 601 nucleotides long. Its product is annotated as integrator complex subunit 2-like. The record is from RefSeq and is a predicted model, not a curated record. The transcript is spliced from 3 exons. The annotation marks the transcript as partial. NCBI's taxonomy places the organism in Eukaryota, Metazoa, Chordata, Actinopteri, Acipenseriformes, Polyodontidae. Gene Ontology annotation, cellular component: integrator complex. Gene Ontology annotation, biological process: snRNA 3'-end processing.